Molecule: messenger RNA, 7746 nt
Organism: Habropoda laboriosa
Lineage: Eukaryota; Metazoa; Arthropoda; Insecta; Hymenoptera; Apidae
Gene: Ten-a
Product: teneurin-a
Exons: 18
Coding region: 16-7557 (2513 amino acids)
Biological process (GO): motor neuron axon guidance
Source: RefSeq, a predicted model, not a curated record
GCUCAAGGUCAAUCCAUGGUAAUGCCAGGAUUUCCACUUCGUGCUGCAACGGUGCCGCAUUAUUCACCGUAUUCGCCGUCACGUUUUCACAUCGACAAACGGUGCCAGCACAGAUGCUCCUGGAAGUGUUUCUCGAUCGCGCUGAUCCUCCUCGCUGUUGCGCUGACAGCGAUGCUGGCUUACUUUGCCACAGUGAGCUCCAUGCGGCCGAUAGACAGCACGAAAUGCGUGGUGGUCCAAGACGUGAAGGCUGUCACUCAUGAGAACGCGCACGUUCACGACCCGAUAUCAACGCAAAUACCCACUGAAGAAUCACUGCCAACCAGUACAGCGGAACACUCUAGCGCAUCGGAUAGCGCAGGGGACCAACAGAGCGACCCUCAGAUCCAACAGUCAGCGCAGCAAUGGCCGGCAGUGCUUGAAUUACAAGCGUACAAUGUGGCCCACUCAGCUGUUAUUUCGCCUUACCACUUCUGGAACACUGAGUUCCGGAACAAGCAGCCCGCCUUUAUCCGACUGAACCUAACCUUACCUUGGGGUGCGAAUUUCGCCGUUUACGGUCGACGAAACGUCGCACCGAGCGUCACGCAGUACGAUUUCGUGGAGUUCGUGAAAGGUGGCAGAGUGGAUCACAGAUUGAAACGUGAUACCAGUUCCGAGGCGGUCAGUUUUAUGAAAACUGCCGCGCCAGAGGCUCGAUCUAGCGGCAAUCGCUCGUACCAGCAUGUGUUGAUCAAGAGAACGAUCGUGGAGCCGAUGAUGGUGAACGUCAGUUUGCUACAGUAUCUGGAUACUGGACGUUGGUUCCUUUCGGUGUACAACGACGAACUACAGCCGUACAAAGUCACCCUGGUGGUGACCGAAGCCGAAGGUGUUUCGACUACAUGCCCCAACGACUGUUCCGGCAGAGGAUCAUGUUAUCUUGGAAAGUGCGACUGCAUCGACGGGUAUCAGGGAGCCGAUUGCAGCAAGAGUGUGUGCCCGGUACUGUGCUCGUCCCACGGACAAUAUGGCGGCGGUAUGUGCCACUGCGAAGACGGCUGGAAAGGUGCCGAAUGUGAUAUACCAUUAGGAGACUGCCAAGUUCCUGAUUGCAAUCAACACGGACAAUGCGUUAGGGGUUCAUGUGUCUGUAAUCCUGGCUGGAAGGGCGCUUUCUGCGAUGAGCCCGAUUGUCCCGAUCCGAACUGCAGUGGCCACGGCGCAUGCGUAGCAGGCAAGUGCUACUGCAAGGCAGGCUGGCAGGGGGAGCGCUGCAAUCAGGUCGACCAGCAGGUGUACCAAUGUCUACCACGUUGCUCAGAUCACGGCACGUACGACCUCGAAUCCGGAAGCUGCGUGUGUGAGGGACAUUGGACCGGUGUGGACUGUUCACAGCCGAGCUGCGGCCUCGAUUGUGGACCACAUGGAACCUGCGAGCAGGGUCUAUGCAAGUGCAACGAUGACUGGACUGGAACGAAGUGCGACCAGAAACCGUGCGAUCCACGUUGCGCGGAACAUGGUCAGUGCAAGAAUGGAACCUGCGUGUGUAGCCAAGGGUGGAACGGGCGACAUUGCACGCUGCCUGGAUGCGAGAACGGCUGCAGUCGGCACGGACUGUGCAACCUCGAGGAUGGCGAGUACAGUUGCGACUGUUCAACCGGCUGGGCGGGCAGAGAUUGCAGCAUUAGACUCGAAAUGGAAUGUAAUGACUUUAUUGACAACGAUCAGGAUGGCAUGAUGGACUGUUCUGACAGCGAGUGUUGCUCGCACGCAGGUUGCACAGAGCAUAUCAUGUGCCUUACUAGUAAUAAUCCCGUGGACGUCCUCCUCCGCAAACAGCCGCCCAGCGUGACCGCGUCCUUUUACCAGCGCGUGAAAUUCCUCGUUGAAGAGAACAGCGUACAAAGCUACGCUCAUAUGAACGAAUACACCGAAAGUACGUUCUGGAGUUCCUUUACACCGCGUCGAGUUGCUGUGAUGCGAGGCCAAGUUGUAACCGAGCAAGGAAUUGGAAUAGUAGGCAUCAGAGUGUCCGUGGACAGAGAUCCCCGUUUUGGAUUCACGCUAACAAGAGCUGAUGGAUGGUUCGAUGUGCUGGUCAACGGCGGCGGUGCGGUGACGCUUCAGUUCCAACGUAGCCCCUUCAAACCCCUCACAAGGACGGUGUUCGUGCCAUGGAAUCAAAUAGUGGUUCUGCCACCUGUGGUGAUGACCCUUAACGAGGAAGGGGAGUCCCAUAAAUCGAACCAACCCCCUAGUCCAGCUGUCGGCUUCCCAGGGAUAUCGAUGGGACUAUUUAGCGAGCACGGACCAUGCCUGGAGCACGACCACGAACUACUAAGGCCCAUCAUUGUUAGCACCUGGAUGCCUGAGAAAGUAGGAGGUCUUCCUGGCAAAAGCAUGGUGUUUGGUGAAAGUCAGAUUGUUCAAGAGAGCAUCGCCAUCCCCGGCUCCGACCUCCACUUGAUGUAUCAAAGUAGCCAGGCUGCUGGUUACCUUUCAACAGUGAGGAUGCAACUGACUGGACCAUUCAUACCAAAGUCGUUGACGCAUGUGCACGUACACGUGGAGAUAGAGGGCUCACUUCACACCAAAACUUAUGAAGCAGAUCCAAAUUUGACCCACACGUUUGCCUGGAACAAGAGGAACGUUUACAAGCAAAAGGUGUAUGGUGUCGCCCAGGCGAGAAUCUCCAUUGGUUACCAGCACUCCACUUGUCCAGCUGUGGUUUGGGAAACGCAGACGGCUACUCUGCAGGGUUUCGACGUGGACAUCUCAGACAUUGGGGGUUGGGGACUGGAUAUUCAUCAUCACUAUAACUUCCACGAGGGCAUAUUGCAGAAAGGAGACGGUACCACGCUGCACUUCAAGCAGUAUCCCCGUACAGUUAAGGUGGUGAUGGGUACUGGACUGCAGAGAAACUUAGACUGUCAAGACUGUAAUAGUAUCCAAGCGCUGGUGGCCAAGGAUGCUAGGUUGUUGACUCCAGUUGCGCUUACUAGUGGACCAGAUGGAAGCAUUUAUGUAGGUGACUUCAAUCUGGUUCGGAGGAUCACACCUGAGGGCAGUGUGUACACCGUUUUGACGUUGAGUGCAACCCAAGUGGCUUACCAAUACUACCUAUGCGUCUCCCCGGCCGACGGUCACCUGUACAUUAGUGACCCUGAGAAACAUCAAAUAUUAAAGGCACUGUCUCUAAAGAACGUCCAGCAUCCUAGUAUCAACAUCGAGCCCGUGGUUGGAAGCGGAGAGCGAUGCAUUCCUGGCGAUGAAAGUCAUUGUGGAGAUGAAGGACCAGCCAUUCGAGCUAAAUUGGCUCAUCCAAAAGGAAUCGCUAUUGCCGCUGACAAGACCAUGUACAUAGCCGAUGGUAGAAACAUCCGUGCAGUAGAUCCCCAUGGCAUCAUCCACACCUUAGUAGGACACCAUGGACACCAUAAUCACUGGUCUCCAGCACCAUGUGUAGGUGCUAUACCAGCUCACCAAGCCCAAUUACAAUGGCCAACUGGCUUGGCCUUGAGUCCUCUAGAUGGAUCUCUACAUUUCAUUGAUGAUAGACUGGUUCUAAAGCUCACCAGUGAUUUAAAAGUACGUGUGGUAGCUGGUACACCACUCCACUGUACUAGCAAUACUAGCAACAAUGGCAACAAUAACGACGGUGAUUUGAAGAAGUCGAAUUCAACAACGACCACCAAUCCUAAGAAGUCUGAUGAAGUCCUUGGCUCUGUACUAGCUGUUAGUUUCAGUCCAACUGGUGAAUUAUACAUAGCAGAAAGUGACUCACACAGAGUGAACUCCAUCAAAAUUGUAGAUAGCUCUGGGAAAAUGUCCCAUUUUGCUGGACAGCAACAGGAAAGGUUACGUGGUCAAUGUGAAUGCAAUAACACAACACCAAGUACUAAAGAUCUGGACAGUUGUUCGUGUACGGAUGACACCAGCAGCACAGAGACUCUAUUGUCAUCGAAUGCCAAAUUCACCGCCAUAUCUGCUCUAGCAGUGUCACCAGAUGGCGUUCUUCAUGUGGCUGACCAAGGUAGUCUGCACAUCUUGGCUUUGCAACCAUAUCUUCCAAAUCUCGAUGAAAGUGGAGAGUUCCAUAUUCCAUUCCCACCCUCGAACGAAGUAUACGUGUUUAAUCGUUAUGGUCAACACAUCUUUACUAAGGACUUGACUUCUGGCAAAACACGCUACUCGUUUCAGUACAGUAAAAAUACGAGUUUUGGAAAGUUGUUCACGGUAACGGACAGCGCUGGAAAUAAAAUUCAGUUCUUGAGAGAUUAUAGCAGUGUGGUUAGUUCUAUAGAGAAUACACAGGAUCACAAGUCUGAGCUGAAAAUCUCGGCAGUAGGGUUCUUGGAGAAGCUAUCUGAACGGGGUAGAGCUGAGAUCGCACUUGCCUAUGAUGGAUCGACUGGAUUACUUACGAGUAGAUCAGGAGGUGGUGAAACGUACAUCUAUAACUACGAUAGUUUGGGUCGAGUUACUGAUGUCAUCCUACCUACUGGUGAAAAGUUGAAGCUCUUUUCGGAUCUAUCUGAUGAUGAAGGUCUAUCUGUCAAGGUUUCUGCUCCGCUUCAAGCUCUCUCGAAGGGAGAUAAGCAAAGGGCCGUCGAAUUCAAAAUGAAGAACGAAAGAUCGAAGAUGCUGACAAUUACUGAUGGCACCAAGAUAAAGAAAGCGAUUGCCUUCACCAACAGCAGCCUAGAGGUCCUUUUACCUGGCGGUGGAAGAGUAUUAAGUGCAGCCACCACGAAACAUCCUCUUUUAGAAGCUGAAUUACCAGUAGAAGCUGAAAUGUUGCCAAUGUGGAGCUACCAACUGAUGUCCCUAGGCGAACUAACCAACACCAUGACCACAACUUAUAAUCUGGUCGGUGACGUCAGCCACUUCCAGCAAACUUUAAACAGGGAAAUCUGGGUGAACGAUACUCGUGUGAUAGGUGUAGAGUUCGAGCAAGCCUUCAGGCGUGAAACAUUCUAUGACAAAGCCAGAAAUCCACUCUUGACAGUCACCUUUGAUCCUGCUGGCCUACCUUUGACCUGGCAACCACAUGAACAAGGCUACAAUCUCAGCAUCACGUAUGACAGAUUCAAUCGCAUAGAAAGCUGGAAAUGGGGCCCAUCUGAUGAAUCUUACGGCUAUGAUCACCAGGGACAACUGGCUGAAGUGACUAAUAGUCAAGAUGGCACCAAACAUUACACCUAUAAUGAUUUCAAUAUGUUGUCCAAUAUCACUCUGGCCAGCGAUAGACAUUUCUCCUUACAAUAUGAUGACGAUGGUGGACUACGUCAUAUUAUCCUUCCGUCAGGAAAAAGUGGUCUGCCUUCAGAAGUGAUACACUCUGAACGAGAUGUGGAGUACAAAUGGGAUUACCAGUACAGUGCUGGAUUGUUAGUAGAAGAGCGUAUAGAUUUUGGUGCAAAGACUGGCCUCAGUAACGCCAAGUUCACUUUCGAUUAUGAUUCCAACUUCAGACUUAUCAAUGUACAGGGUAGAAUCGGCGGCCAGACACUUCCAGCCCACACCAUGGCUUACAGUCCAAGGACAGGUAUGCUGGAACAAAUUGGACAAUUUAAGGUGACCAGACCACAAACCAACGAAACCACUGUGUUCGAUGGAACUGCCUUGUUCUCCAGGAGUACAGAUGACAGGUUCUUGGAGACCCAAGUGACAUUGACUAUUCAUCAAUUAGAAGUGUUCAAGAUGGAGUUCACUCAUGACAUUCGUGGUCGCAUUAAUCAGACAAGGACAUACACACGCAAUGUUGCUGUUAAUACUUAUACUAACGUAAAAAAUUAUACUUGGGACUGUGACGGCCAGUUAACUGGUGUUGAAGCCCAGGAACCAUGGGGUUUCAAGUAUGAUGCCAAUGGGAACAUGUUGUCAUUGACUUAUCGAAAGAACCUUAUACCUAUGGAGUAUAACAAUAUGGAUAGAAUAGUUAAAUUAGGGGAAGGACUGUAUAAGUAUGAUAACAGAGGAUUGGUGGUGCAAAAUGCUAGAGAAGAGAGAUUCAACUACAAUGCGAAAGGGCUUCUGGUCCGUGCCACUAAACGUGGUCGCUUUGAUGUGAGAUAUUACUACGAUCAUCUGGAUCGUCUUGCUACCCGGAAGGAUAACUAUGGAAAUGUCACUCAGUUCUUCUAUAACAAUCAGAAACGUCCUCAUGAAGUCAGCCAGAUUUACAGUCCGAGGGAUGGUAAAUUAAUGUCGUUGGUUUAUGAUGACAGAGGACAUCUGAUCUAUGCUCAAGUCUAUCGGCACAAAUAUUAUAUUGCCACUGAUCAAUGUGGCACACCAAUCAUGAUCUUUAGUCAAUAUGGCGAAGGUAUAAGAGAAAUAAUGAGGUCGCCCUAUGGACAUAUCGUUUAUGAUUCGAAUCCUUAUUUAUAUUUGCCUGUUGACUUCUGUGGAGGGCUUCUGGAUCAGGUAACAUCAUUGGUGCACAUGCCAAACGGCAGAGUUUACGAUCCAUUAAUAGGCCAAUGGAUGUCUCCCUUAUGGGAGAACGUUCUGGACAGAGUGGACACUCCGACGCAUCUGAAUCUGUAUAGGUUCAAUGGGAACGAUCCUAUUGACGUUAGGCAUACAGACCGACCAAACCAACCAACUGACCACAUAUCAUGGAUGUCGCACCUCGGCUACGACCUCAAGAGCCUCGCCCCUCAACUCUUCCCAGAGGAGCUCCCAGACAGCCUCAUUCCUCCAGCUCUAGGACCAGGCACCUCUAUCUUUGGCAAAAAGAAGAGAACCAGAAACCUCGGUGUUCAAUCAGGCUUCCUCGCCCACAUCGCACAAAGACACUCAGGGGACGCUGUCAGCCUCUCAGCGCCACCUCGUUCAGCCCUGAAGAAGGACACAAGCGAUCUUAUUCCCAGUCGCCUAGGCGCCGCAUCAGAUCCUCCAUUUGGCAAAGGAAUCCUCGUCUCCAGAACUGCAGAUGGCCAAGCAGUGGUAUCAAACGUACCAACAGCUAACGCCAUCUAUGGCGACGUGUUCACAUCAGUGUUCAACCGUUCAUACUUCCUCCCGUUCACGUUCAUAGUGCACAGCGCUCAACAGGACGCUUUUUACUUCGUAAAAGAAGAUACAUGGCGGGCCAGUGAGGACCGCGGUCAGUUAAAGCGUCUCGGUGGUCAGGUGAACACUACUUUCCACGAAAGUGAGAAUGGUAGUGGUAGUAGCUCGCUGAUCGACGUGAAAAUCCAUGGAGUCAGUUACGUAGUUAAUCUGCGUUACGGCACCACUGCGGAAAGAGAGAAACAAAGACUGCUUCACCACGCCAAGGCGACCGCGAUUCGUAAAGCGUGGCAUAGAGAACGCGAGGCCCUCAAGGCUAACACACCUACGGCUAUUGAAUGGAUGGUAGCUGAGCAGGACGAGAUUCUGAAAUCUGGAUCUGCGUCCAGUUACGAGGGUGAAUACAUUCACGAUGCACAGCAGUAUCCAGAGCUAGCCGAAGACCCGUACAAUAUUCGGUUCGUGAAGAAGGCGGUGGACCCGUCGAGCAAGAAGCGUCGUAGGAGGAGAGGCGCACCCACAUGCAAAUUGUGGUGGCUAGACAAGAUCUGCUAAUGAUAUCGUCAGCCAGGGAGUCCUAAUCUCCUGAGAUACAUUCGGAUGCCGGGAGAAUUGUCCAAUCGUCGAAGCAACAGGAAUUUCCAAAAUGGUGUAGGUAGAGCGUGUGGCGUGUCAAGAGGGUAGAAAGAGAGAAGAGGAUCGAGAAUGGAAAGAAAGAGAGAGAGGGAAUCGCAUCGAGCCGCG